Messenger RNA from Bolinopsis microptera, 1484 nucleotides. RefSeq lists its product as uncharacterized. The coding region runs from base 11 to 1189 and encodes 392 amino acids. Lineage: Eukaryota; Metazoa; Ctenophora; Tentaculata; Lobata; Bolinopsidae. The record is from RefSeq and is a predicted model, not a curated record. The transcript has 3 exons.
ACUAUAGUUGAUGGAUUCGAGCUCGGGUGACACUGACAGUUCGAACUUUGUGUACAACUUGAUCGAUCUCCCUUCACCCCCGCAAGUGCCGCCAACUAAAAUACAGGGUGUUUCCGUUGAGGACAGAGUUGAUGCAUAUGAAUGUAGAAGCAACCUACUGGAGGUCCUAGAUACGAUGGGGGUUUCAAAGAGCCAUUCGCCACUGCAAACCAACGAAUAUCCCAUACAUCCCUCUCCAAGGAGGACAGUCACCACAAGAAUAUGGAAAAGUUCUCCUGCCGUUUCUAAGGUUGAAUCAGACUAUGAGACGAUGCUGCCACAAAUAGAAAAGCUGAACCUCAGCCAGUCCCCGAUCAAGAGACGACCCCUCCCUCGAGAACCUGACUACAGCGACCAACCCUCCUCUACCACCACUUCUACUGAAAGCCAUGCCUCACAACCAGGAAAAUAUGUCAUAUUCAAAGACAGAUCUAAACUUUUUAUGAGCUCUUCCUCGAGCAAAUACGAGGAGCCACUCUACGCCAGGAUCGACGAACUUUGGUCUGAGAAUGACCGGUCGACUGACUCCGGUUUUUCAGAUCGGCCUGAGGUGUACGGUAAUCCGAGCACUAUCCUGACUUCCGAUGAAGUCUCCCUCAUUUCAAGAUACCAGAGAGUUCUGAAAAACAGGACGAAGAAGUCCAGAUUCAGAAGGCUAUCAGAGUAUCUUCGUUGUGGAGGGAGUGUUUCUGAUGAAGAGGAUCAUAUUAGCGAGGAGAGCUUGUACGAUUCGCUUUUGUCAAGUGGAACCAGCUUCGCUUCCUUGACGGCCAGAUCCGGCGUCCACAGCCCCAGUCCCUCUGAAAUAACCGCAGACUCCUCAGUUUUUGAUUCUCCAACUUCCUCCAUCUCCAGUCCUGACGAUACCAUGGUCAGAUACUCAAAGAAACACUUCUUUUACACCCCCUCAAAACUGGAACUGGCGAGCCCAUCUGGUCACUCUGAGUAUGUUCUUCCAGAACAAUGGCAGAAAACCCCCACCACCAGACUCUCGAAGGAUCCUCUCUCAUUUUCAUCAGGAUCCUCUCCUCUGAAACCUCAGCGAAGACCACCGAGGUCGGUAAUGUCUCCGCUGGCUCUCAGCCAUGAUUAUGAGAACAUAAGAGAUUUUACUAAACGAAGAAAAGAAAAAUCCGAACAGGUUUCGUGACACAACAUGGACCGGUUCAUGUUUAAAGGUUUUUUGAAGUUUGCAGAGCUGACUUAAAUUCUGUGGGGCUAUUUUCUUCAACAUUUUGAUAGGUUUAAUUUAAAUUGACGAAUUUUGAUAAAUUACUUUAACCCUCCCAUUUUGCAAAUUUUGCUUUUGCACAUUAUGUGUACGAUAAACUGUAUAACAAUUGAUAAAUUUUACUUAUAUUAUUUAAUGCUAAAGUGUAAAUCCCGUUUUAAAAGAAUAAGGCAGACGUUUUGCAUAAAUUAUUGUUUUAUUAAUUUCAUUCUCA